AGAGACAGAGGCAGGGAGGGAGGGGAGAGAGAGAGAGAGAGAGAGAGAGAGAGGUCUUCCAUCUACUGGUUCACUCCCCAAAUGGCUGCAAUGACUGGAGCUAUGCCAAUCCAAUGCCAGGACCCUGGAGCUUCUUCUGGGUCUCCCACUGGGUACAGGGGCUCAAGGACUUGGGUCAUCUUUCACUGCUUUCCCAGGCCAAAGCAGAGAGCUGGGUUGGAAGUGGAGCAUCUGGGACUGUAACUGGCUCCUAUAUGGGAUGCUGGCAUUGUGGGUGGUGGCUUUACCUGCUACACCAAAGUGCCAGCCCCCUGAUACUACAUUAUUACUGCAACAUUUAAUAUUGAUAUUUCAAGUCUUCUUUAUUGUUAUUUUCAAAUUUUUCUUGGCUCCUAGGCCAGAAGAUAUCGUAAAAGUCAUUAAAAUUCUUUUAUAGUUAAUAUGAAAAUGCACCCAAAUAAAUCCUUUUAAAUCCCUUCUCUCCAAAUCCAAAAUACAAAAAUCCAAAUCCCUCCCCUCCAAAUCCAAAUAUUCCUCAUUCAUCCCAAUUCUAAGUCUUUAAAAAUUGCUUGGUGCAGGCAUUUGGCACAGUGCAUGGGUCACUGCUUAGGAUACCCCCAUUUAAUACCAGAGAAGUGGCCAGUUUGAUUCCUGACCACGCUGCUUCUGAUCCAGCUUCCUGCUACUACGCACUCUGGGGGACAGCAGGAGAUGGUUCAAAUAUUGGGUCCCUGCCAUGCAUAUAUGGGAGACACAGAUUGAGUUUCAUGCUCCUGUCUUAAGCCUGUCCUAGCCAUGGCCACUGUAGGCAUUUGGGGAGUAAAUUAGAGAACAGAAGAUCUCUCUCUGAGUCUUUGACUUUUAAAUAAAAAUGAAAAUCUAAAGAAAUGCCUGGGGACUGGCAAUGGCACAGUGAGUUAAGCAGUAACUUGCAAUGCCAGCAUCCUCAUCAGAGUGCCGGUUCUAGUCCCUGCUGCUCUGCUUCUGAUCCAGUUUCCUGCUAAUGUGCUUGAGAAGGCAAUGGAAGAUUCCCCAUUUGAGAAGUGGACCGAUGAAUGCAAGAUCUUUUUGUCUCUGUAUUCCUCUGCCUCUGUCACUCUGCCUUUCAAAUAAGUAAAUAAAUAAACAAAAAAAUAAAUCUUUUAAAAAUGCCUAUAAUCAGGGGGCACAUUUUUGGCACAGUAGUUAAGUUGCACUUGGGAUACCCACACCUCUUUCACAGAGUGCGAGGGUUGAGUUCCAGCUCCUCCACUUCAGAUUUAGCUUCCUGCUGAUGCACACCCUGUGAGGCAGCAGGUGAUGGCUCAAGCACUUGGAUCCCUGCCACCCACAUGGGAAACCCAAAUUGAAUUCCAGGCUCCUGGCUUUGGUCUGGUGCAGUCCUGGCCAUUGUGAGUAUUUGGGGAGUGAAGCAGCAGAUAGAAGAUCUGUGUGUCUAUAUGUCUCUUUCUGUCUCUCUGCUUUUCAAAUAAAAAAUGAAAAUAAACAAACAUUCUAAAAUACCCAUGAUCAAUCUGUCUAUGUGAAUGUGAUGUGUGUAGGAGGUGUAUUUCGUGUGUCUGUGGUGUGUGUGUGUGUGUGCACAGGAUACAUGUGGAGUGUGUCUGUGUAUGUAUGUGAAGUAUGUUUGCAGUUUGUUUAUUUGUGGAAUUAUAUGUGGUAUAUAUGGGAUAAUGGGAUAUGUUAAGUAUUUUUAAAAAAGAUUUAUUUAUCUAUUUGAAAGGCAGAGCUAGAGAGAGAGAAAGAGAGAGAAAGAGAUACAGAUCUUUUAUCCCCUGGUUCACUCUCCAAGUUGCCACAAUAGCUGGAGCUAGACCAGGUCAAAGCUAGGAGCUUGGAAAUCCACCUGGAUCUCCCACAUGAGUGACGGGGCCCAAGCACUUGGGCCAUUCUCCGCUGCUUUCCCAGGUGCAUUAGUAGGGAGCUGGAUUGGGAAAUGGAGCAGAGGACACUUGAACCUAUGCUCUGAUACGGGAUGCCAGCAUUGCAGGAGGCAGCUUAAACCGCUGUGUCACAUGCUGGUCCCGUGUUCAGGUAUUUAGGUGUGUGCAUAUUGUGUGCAAUGUGUAAGUUUGUAUGUGGCAUGUGUUUAUGUAUGUGGGUAUGUGGGAGUGGAAUAGAGAUACCGAGGCUUAAAAGGGUGCUAGGGUGCUCAGGUCAUGCCAGAAAGCCAGGCUUGGUCCUUACAACCCCCUGCCUUGUUGGGGAAAGCAGGGCCAUGACCAUGACCCUUUCUAGAUGCCACCUGUGGACAGCACUGUAGGUGCUGAGUGCUACUGCCCAAGUUGCAGUUUACCUCUGCCCUUCAACUCCUGAGAAAGGGGCAAUCCCCCCUUUAAGAGAGAGGAAGCUCCCAGGGCCCUGCCAAGUGAAAGAGCCUUACUAGUGGAGGUAAAGGUGGUGGAUGUGGUUCCAAUGGAGGGGUUCAAGUCAGGGUCAAGUGGGCCUUGGGGUCUCCCAGCUGAAUAAGCUAGCUACUGAGUAGGGAAAGACUCAGGAGGGAACCUGCAAGGCGGGGGAUCUUUGUCUCCAACAAGGAGUUAAGUGCCUAGUGUGGGCCUUGUUCUUUUCUCCUCCAGGUCGCACUCAGACAGUGCAACUCUGCCCAGUUCUGCUGCCGCCCACCUUCGUGUGCUGGUUCUUCAGUCUCCUGGGUCCACGGUACAGGGCUCAACAGUGAUUCCUGGUAGAGCUGUGAAGAGGGUGACUGUCACCUUGAGCGUGUCACACUCCCCUCUCCCUGUAGACCUUUCUUUGCCCUGGCUCCUAAACACUAUCUUUCUAGUUCCUACUGAGGAUGAAGACCCCCGGCAGGGAGCCUACCAGGCCAUGCCCCCAACUCAUGCUCUCGCCGUGCCCCUGCAGGGCAGCAGCACCUCCAGGCUCAUCCUCAGUGUCCUGUCCUCAUCCUGUGGCUUGAACCUGAGAUUACCUGUUUCCCAAUUUCCCUGCUGGAUGGAGUGGAGGAGACAGGAUCCCUUCCUUUUCGGAAAGGAUGCCUGGACUCAGACUCCCCAGGCCAGGAAGAGGAUCAGAUACCUCCAAAUCCAGGGUACAGGUCGGCUGAAGCUGUCAAUUGAUGCCCAGGAUCGGAUUCUGCUGCUCCACGUCAUAGAAGCCAAGGGUCUGAUGAACAAAGAGCCUGGUGUCUGCGAUCCCUAUGUGAAGAUCUCUUUGAUCCCUGAAGACAACCGAAGGCGCCGGCAGAAGACACAGACCAUUCCGGACUGCAGGAACCCGGCUUUCCACGAGCACUUCUUCUUUCCUGUCCAUGAGGAGGAUGAGCAGAAGCGUCUUCUAGUCACCGUGUGGAACAGGGCCGGCGGGUCCAGACGCAGUGAACUCAUCGGCUGCAUGAGCUUCGGGGUGAAGUCCCUGCUGACUCCGGACAAGGAGAUCAGUGGCUGGUACUACCUUCUCGGGGAGGACCUGGGCCGCACCAAGCACCUGAAGGUGGCCCGGCGGCGGCUGCGGCCCCUAGGAGACCCGUUGCUGAGGAUGCCAGGACGUGGGGACCCUGAGAAUGGGGAGAAGCUCCAGAUCACCAUCCCGCGGGGGAAGGACGGCUUCGGCUUCACCAUCUGCUGCGACUCUCCUGUCCGAGUGCAGGCUGUGGAUUCUGGGGGCCCGGCGGAGCGGGCAGGGCUGCAGCAGCUGGACACGGUGCUGCAGCUGAAUGAGAGGCCUGUGGAGCACUGGAAAUGUGUGGAGCUGGCACACGAGAUCCGGAGCUGCCCCAGUGAGAUCAUCCUCCUAGUGUGGCGCAUGGUCCCCCAGGUCAAGCCAGGGCCAGAUGGCGGAGUCCUGCGGCGCGCCUCCUGCAAGUCGGCACAUGACCUCCAGUCACCCCCUAACAAGCGGGAGAAGAACUGCACCCAUGGAGCCCAGGCGCGGCCUGAGCAGCGCCAUAGCUGCCACCUGGUGUGUGACAGCUCUGAUGGGCUGCUGCUCGGCGGCUGGGAGCGCUACACCGAGGUGACCAAGCGCGGGGGCCAGCACACCCUGCCUGCCUUGUCGCGUGCCACCGCCCCCACCGACCCCAACUAUAUCAUCCUGGCCCCGCUGAACCCUGGGAGCCAGCUGCUGCGGCCCGUGUACCAGGAGGACACCAUUCCUGAAGAAGAAUCAGGCACUCCCAGUAAAGGGAAGUCCUCCACAGGCCUGGGGAAGAAGUCCCGGCUGAUGAAGACGGUGCAGACCAUGAAGGGCCACGGGAACUACCAGAACUGCCCGGUCCUGAGGCCGCAUGCCCCGCACUCCAGCUACGGCACCUACGUCACCCUGGCCCCCAAGGUGCUGGUGUUCCCCGUCUUUGUUCAGCCGCUCGAUCUCUGCAACCCUGCCCGGACCCUCCUGCUCUCAGAGGAGCUGCUGCUGUACGAGGGGAGGAACAAGGCUGCCCAGGUAACCCUGUUCGCCUACUCGGACCUGCUGCUCUUCACGAAGGAGGAUGAGCCUGGCCGCUGCAACGUCCUGAGGAACCCCCUGUACCUCCAGAGCGUGAAGCUGCAGGAAGGCUCUUCUGAGGACCUGAAAUUCUGUGUGCUGUACCUGGCAGAGAAGGCAGAGUGCUUAUUCACUUUGGAGGCACACUCACAGGAGCAGAAGAAGAGAGUGUGCUGGUGCCUGGCAGAGAACAUCGCCAAGCAGCAACAGCUGGCCACCUCGCCCCUGCAGAGCAAGAUGUUUGAGACCGAGGCAGAUGAGAAGAGGGAGAUGCCCUCAGCUGAAGGGAAGGGGCCGGCUGCCGAGGCCCCCCCACCCAGCAAGGACCCCUCUUCUGGCCAGGAGCCUCCUCCAGAGCCAGAGCCACCCCUCAGCCAGGACCCGCCCAGCAGAGAUGCACCCACCUGCACGGAACCCACUCCGGAGCAAGAAGCCCCGUUGAGCAAGAAUGCCACGCCAUGCCAGGAACCGCCUCUGGCCCAGGACCCCCCACCCUGCGGUGACCUAUCUGCUGGCCAAGAGCCCCCUCCCAGCCAGGAUGCUCUACUCAGCAAAGACAUCCCUGCCAUCAGAGACCCCCCGUCCUGUCAAGGCCUGCCUCCCAGCCCUCCUCUGCUGGCUGAGACCACGGGCACAGGGGACCCCCCAGCGGCCCCCGGGGCCCCGCCUGCCGUCUCCAGGCCCGCCUUUGUGAUCCCCGAGGUCCGGCUGGAUAGCGCCUAUAGCCACAGGGCAGGUGCCGAGAGGGGCAGCUCAGGAGAGGAGGAGGAGGAUGCAGAAGAGGCAGAGGAGGGCGAGGAAGGGGAGGAAGACGAGGAGGAGGACACGAGCGAUGACAACUACACGGAGCGCAGCGAGGCCAAGCGCAGCAGCAUGAUCGAGACAGGCCCGGGGGCCGAGGGCGGCCUCUCGCUGCGGGUGCAGAACUCACUGCGGCGCCGGACGCACAGCGAGGGCAGCCUGCUGCAGGAGGCCCGCGGGCCCUGCUUCUCCUCGGACACCACCUUGCACUGCUCGGACGGCGAGGGCGCCGCGUCCUCCUGGGCCAUCCCUUCACCCCGCACCCUCAAGAAGGAGCUGGGCCGCAAUGGGGGCUCCAUGCACCAUCUGUCCCUCUUCUUCACGGGGCACAGGAAGAUGAGUGGGGAUGAUGACGAGGCCUCCCGGAAGAGAAAGAGCAAAAACCUAGCCAAGGACAUGAAGACCAAGCUGGGCAUCUUCAGGAGGCGGAACGAGUCCCCUGGGGCCCAGCCGGCGGGCAAGGCAGACAAAAUGAUGAAGUCAUUCAAGCCCACCUCGGAGGAAGCCCUCAAGUGGAGCGAGUCCUUGGAGAAGCUGCUGCUUCAUAAAUAUGGCUUAGCCGUGUUCCAGGCCUUCCUCCGCACGGAGUUUAGCGAGGAGAACCUGGAGUUCUGGCUGGCUUGUGAGGACUUCAAGAAGGUCAAGUCGCAGUCCAAGAUGGCAGCCAAAGCCAAGAAGAUCUUUGCUGAAUACAUCGCGAUCCAGGCGUGCAAGGAGGUCAACCUGGACUCGUACACGCGGGAGCACACCAAGGACAACCUGCAGAGCGUCACGCGUGGCUGCUUCGACCUGGCCCAGAAGCGUAUCUUUGGGCUCAUGGAAAAGGACUCGUACCCCCGCUUCCUCCGCUCUGACCUCUACCUGGACCUCAUUCAGCAGAAGAAGAUGAGUCCCCCGCUUUAGGAGCUGCUGGAGUGGAGCUCACCCUUCACAGCAGGCAGGCUGGGCCCCCCGCCCACCUGCCUUCCUCCCUACUGCGACGGAGGGGGCAGGCAAGCCCCCAGAGGACAGACGGACGGACACUGGGACGCGAGGCCGGGUCCAAGGAGACCCAGGCCGCUGGAAGAGUAGAAGGGCUGGGUCCCCGCUGGGUCCCCACUGUCCCGGUACGAGGGGGCCCAGGGCCCUGGCAGGGCGGGGGCCCCGGCGGAGCUAGAUCUGGAGCUGCCACUCCCGGCCGCAGAGACCUCGGAGACUUCGCGUUGACCAAGUUCUUUAGAGAGCUGGCUGAAGGGGCAGGAGGCCUGGGCCUGGGCUCGGGCCCCCGCUGGGGGCUGUGGGGCUCGGCAGCACGGCCGCCCACCUUGAGUUCUAUUUAUUGAAACAGCAGCUGGACGCUUGGCCGUCAUGCCGCGCUAGGAAGCCCUUGCCGCGUCAGUUUCCCUCAUUUCCAAGUGCAAUAUUUUAACCAGCGCCUUGUGAAAAGCCACCUGCCAGACGAGGGGCCGCCAUUCUCCAGGUGCAGGGCGUUUGCUGGUCUCAGGCACCAGUGGUGGCAGCAGGGCCUUCUGGACCGAGGGGUCCUGGAGGGCACCGCGGGCUGACCUCACAGACACCUGGCACAGGUGGGGUGUCGCUUGGCGGCUCUGGGCAAGCAUGGCACCCUCGGACCACACAGUAGCCAAGUUCUGGAACAAAUAAAAGGCCUGUGUUACUUCUC
Molecule: messenger RNA, 6907 nt
Organism: Oryctolagus cuniculus (rabbit)
Lineage: Eukaryota; Metazoa; Chordata; Mammalia; Lagomorpha; Leporidae
Source: RefSeq, a predicted model, not a curated record